UCUGCCCGGGGCGGGCUCAUACCCUAUUCUGGAUGACUGGGAGCCAGCAGAGGCUGCCUGGGGCAGUUGAGUCUUCUUGAUCCAGCCCGACUCCUGGAAUCCUCAGAAACGAAAGACCAGAGGAAGACUCUCCAUCUACCAGCUGGACACCUCCUCCCCAUUGCCAGCCCCCACCCUCUGGCUGCUGCUGCCCCGGAAAGGCCUAGAGGAAGAGGCCAAGGAAACAGCCUUGUCCACUCUCCCUUGACCCUGCAUUCACCCAGCACCAGCAUCUGAAGACCCCAUGGCCCGGGCUCGCUGGGGUGGCCACCCCUGGCUUGUCCUCCUCUGUGCUUAUGCCUGGGGCCACCCAAAGUCACUGGACCAGAGAGACGAUGUGAGAAACUGUUCCAUCAGCCCUCCGUACCUUCCAGUUACUGCGGUCAAUACCACAGCGCGGCUCACAGCCCUCCGCCAGCAGAUGUACACCCAGAAUCUCUCUGCCUACAUCGUCCCCGACACGGAUGCCCACAUGAGCGAGUACAUUGGUGAAUAUGACCAGAGGCGUGUGUGGAUUACAGGCUUUACAGGGUCUGCAGGAGUCGCAGUGGUGACCAUGGGGAAAGCCUCUCUCUGGACCGACAGCCGCUAUUGGACGCAGGCUGAGCGGCAAAUGGACUGCAACUGGGAGCUUCAUAAGGAAGUUGGCACCACUCCCGUUGUUACCUGGCUCCUCACCGAGAUUCCUGUCGGAGCACGUGUGGGCGUUGACCCCUUCCUCUUCUCCAUCGACUCCUGGGAGAGUUAUGACGUGGCCCUACAAGACUAUGACAGAGAGCUGGUGUCCAUCACUGUCAACCUUGUGGACCUGGUGUGGGGGUCAGAGAGGCCUCCAGUGCCAAAUGAGCCCAUUUAUGCCCUGCAGGAGGCAUUCACAGGGAGCACCUGGCAAGAGAAAGUAGCUGGCAUCCGUAGCCAGAUGCAGAAGCAUCCUGAGGCCCCAACUGCCGUCCUUCUGUCCGCACUGGAUGAGACAGCCUGGCUCUUCAACCUGCGUGGCAGUGACAUCCCUUAUAAUCCCUUCUUCUAUUCCUACACACUGCUCACCGACUCCUCCAUCAGGUUAUUUGCAAACAAGAGUCGCUUUAGCUCUGAGACCUUGCAGUACCUGAACUCUGGCUGCACGGGUCCCCUAUGUGUGCAAGUCGAAGACUACGGCCAAGUCCGUGACAGUGUCCAGGCUUACACCUCAGGAGACGUGAAGGUCUGGAUCGGGACCAGCUAUACCUCAUAUGGGCUCUAUGAAGUGAUACCCAAGGAGAAGCUUCUAGCAGACACCUACUCUACAGUGAUGGUGACCAAGGCGGUGAAAAACAGCAAGGAGCAAACCCUCCUCAGGGCCAGUCAUGUGCGGGAUGCUGUGGCUGUGAUCCGCUACUUGGUCUGGCUGGAGAAGAAUGUGCCCCAAGGCACCGUGGAUGAGUUCUCAGGGGCAGAACAACUGGAGAAGUUCCGAGGAGAGGAAGAUUUCUUCUCCGGAUCCAGUUUUGAAACCAUCUCUGCAAGUGGCCUGAAUGCCGCCCUGGCCCACUACAGCCCCACCAAAGAGCUGCACCGCAAGCUGUCCUCUGACGAGAUGUACCUGCUGGAUUCUGGGGGACAAUACUGGGACGGGACAACAGACAUCACCAGGACAGUCCACUGGGGUACCCCCUCAGCUUUCCAAAAGGAGGCAUACACCCGUGUGUUGAUAGGAAAUAUCGACCUGUCCAGACUCGUCUUCCCAGCUGCUACCUCAGGGCGAAUGGUGGAGGCCUUUGCCCGAAAAGCCUUGUGGGAUGUUGGGCUCAAUUAUGGUCACGGGACAGGCCACGGCAUUGGCAACUUCCUAUGUGUGCACGAGUGGCCAGUCGGAUUCCAGUCCAACAACAUUGCCAUGGCCAAGGGCAUGUUCACUUCCAUUGAACCUGGCUACUAUCUGGAUGGAGAAUUUGGGAUCCGUCUGGAAGAUGUGGCCCUUGUGGUAGAAGCAAAGACCAAGUACCCAGGGACCUACCUGACCUUUGAAGUGGUAUCCUUGGUACCCUACGACCGGAACCUCAUUGAUGUCAGCCUGCUGUCCCCUGAGCAGCUCCAGUACCUGAACCGCUACUACCAAAUCAUCCGUGAGAAGGUGGGCCCGGAGCUGCAGCGGCGCCAGCUUCAGGAGGAGUUCUCCUGGCUACAGCGGCACACAGAGCCCCUGACCGCCAGGGCGGUGCCCACCGCCUCCUUGGCCCCUCUGGUGACUGUCUCUGUUCUCACUAUCCUAGGCUGGAGUGUCUAGUGUCUGAGACUCCCCGCCUGACCCUCUCACUCAACUCCCCUCACCCCACAACACCCAUGCCCCAAGAGCCCCCGCUGGCCCAUUGCCUGGAAACCACUGCCCUCAGCCUCCUUCUCCAGAACCAAGCCCUAGGGGUGUGCGGCUUCUUGGUCACUGUCAGCACCUCCCCCCAGCCCCUCUCUGCCCUACACUCCCACCCUCAGGCUGGGACAUUUCACCCUCAGCUCCCAACCCCUAGCCCCUGGAUACAAGAGCCAGGUGGUCCCCUUUCCUCCUGUGAGUCCAGCAGACCAGCCACUGACUUGGCAGAGCCUGUUACCCACCUUUUUCCCAGCUUCAAAAGAUCAAUACAAGACAGCACCCUACCUCCCAGGAGCUCCAAGGCCCUGUGAGAGCCCCACUCUGUCACACCUGCUGGAUACAGCCUGACCUACACUGGCUCCUGACUUGUCGGUAUUCCCGCACCCUUGAGGCUGCCACUGGCCUCCCGCCCUGGCCCUGACCCUACAGUGGCCUCCUGGCUGCAGUCCACAGGCUGAAGGAACAAUUGCUGCCUCCAGGCUGCUGUGCCCCUGGAGGGAGAGGAAGGGAUGGCAGCCGAAUCCUUUGGCUGUGUUACUGCCACUCCGGGGUCAGACAGACCAGCCCCCCUACCCACCCAUGUGUAAGCACAUCACUCCUAAACCCUGGGUGGGCUCCAUGCCUACUGACAGCAUAGGGAGUUAAGCCAUAGGAAUCUACCAGGGGAUAGGAGGGGACUCUGGAAUGUGGCCCUACUCGAAGUUGGUAACAACCUGAGCAACUCUACACAAUCACUACCCUGGACUUCCCAGCAUGUGGAUCACCCAGUGAGCUUUCCAGCACAGCCACUGGGACCAUGCUGAAAAAUCCUCCAGCAUCCUUGGAUGGUCAUUAGCCUGUGUAAGUGAAAUCUGGUCUCCCCAUUUUACAGAUAGGAGAACUGAGUUCCAGAUGGGGUAAGACCUGCCCAAGGACACACUGUGUUUGGUGGGAAUAUGGUGGGACCAGAAUGGGUCAGCAGUCCGAUCUUUUGCCCCUUGGUACCAUGCAGAAUGCCAUAGCCUACCUGCCAGCCCUUUCCAGGUUCGCCGAACCAGCGGCUGGGGCAGGGGGGACGAUAGGGAAGGGCUGUCCCUGGCCAAAUGAACCGUUAGCCACCUGGGCUCACAUCCUGCUAAAGGCUUGAAACAGCCUGGCAAUGAAGCCUGCCUCUGGGUUUUGCAUUGUCUGCUGUGCAGCCAGGGACUGCUGUUACCUGUGGCUUUUGUGGUGGGGGAGGAAGGGGAGGAGGUGAGGUGGGGGCGGGGACGUGAGGCUCCCAGAAGCUCAGUUGGGGACCACAUGUGCUUGAGAAGGUGCAAGUGAGCAUGCGUGCGUGUACGUGGAUUCGCAUGCAUGCCACGCCCAGCCAACCACCUCCUGUGGUAAAGGUUGUAGCUUUGUUGACAGAACCAGGGGAGCCCCAUGCUGGGGGACUUGUCAAAGGUGGUCCUGGAAAUUUGGGGCCAGUGCCAAGGGAGCACAGUCAGGGGAGGAGAAAAGGAGAACUCUGGGGCAGAGUGCUGAGCAAGGGCACCCGGCUGAGGAGUCCCCUGGGUGGGACCACCAAGCCUAGCUUGCCAAGUGUGAGGGUGACCUGUGACAGUUAUCACCACCAGUGCUUGCACCCAAAGGCCCCAGCUCUGAGCCAUCCUCACUGAGAGCCUGUAGCACCCCAUGGUGGGCCCCUGUUUUCUGAGUCAUUUGCUCCCUCACAAGCUCACCCCACAAAGACAGGUAGUCAUAAUAAAAUGAGUCGCCAUCAUGGUCAUCAAACCUAC
Molecule: messenger RNA, 4146 nt
Organism: Cervus elaphus (red deer)
Lineage: Eukaryota; Metazoa; Chordata; Mammalia; Artiodactyla; Cervidae
Gene: XPNPEP2
Product: X-prolyl aminopeptidase 2
Exons: 21
Coding region: 284-2305 (673 amino acids)
Molecular function (GO): metalloaminopeptidase activity
Source: RefSeq, a predicted model, not a curated record